AUCAAUCACUUUCUUUUUCUCCUCCCCCAAAAUCCAAAAAAUUUUAAAAUUCAAAAAGACAAAAAAGACAAAAAAAAAAUAAGGGGAAAAAAAAAAAAAUGUCAUGGUUGGCUCGGUCUCUGGCCAACUCACUCCGGAUCGACGACGACGAUGACGAUACCGAUGCCAACGACGAAGACGAAGAAAACGACGUCGUAUCCGAAUACCCUAAUGAUUCUGACCCAGCACCAUCUUCAACCACCAAGCUUUCACACCAAGACAACAAUGAUGGUGUUUUGGAAUCAGAAGAGGCCCAAUCUCGAGGCGUAAAAGAGGACCUCUCCGAACUCAAGCAAACCCUAACUCGCCAACUCUGGGGCGUGGCUUCUUUCCUAGCUCCUCCUCCUCCUCCUUCUUCUUCGCAAUCGCAACCUUCUAGUCCCUCCGCUCAUUCUGAUCUCCGCCGACUCCGCUUCGAUGAUAGCGCGGAGAUUUCGACGAAGAUGAACGCCGACUCGUUCGGAUCGGAGAUGGAAUCGGAAUCGGAUUUGGAGGAGCGCAGUUUUGGUGGCGUCGGGAUCACCGAUGAGGUUCUGGCUUUCGCGAGGAAUAUCGGAAUGCAUCCAGAGACGUGGUUGGAUUUUCCGAUUGAUGAAGAAGAAGACUUGGACGAUUUUGACAUGUCUAAAGCCCAACAAGAGCAUGUUUUGGCUAUACAAUAUCUUGCUCCCAGAUUAGCUGCUUUGAGAAUUGAACUUUGUCCUUGUCAUAUGAGUGAAAGUUACUUUUGGAAAGUCUACUUUGUGCUUCUGCAUUCAAGACUAAAUAAACAUGACUCAGAUAUCUUGUCUACGCCCCAGGUGGUGGCUGCCAGAUCAAUGUGGAUGCAGGAGCUACAAAAACAAACAAAGGAAGAGACUGGCUGGUUUUCAAGAAGCACUUUCUAUUCAAAAGACAGGGCUAAUACACUGGAGGAAGAUUUUGAUCCUAUACCAGGGAGGACUUUUGCAUCUAAACAUACUAGCUCCUCCAUGGCAACAGAUUUUGAGACUGAGAAGUACCCAGUUGAAAGUACUGAGCUACAAUUUAUUGAUAAAUCUGUUAUUGCAGAGAAGACAGUUAUUAAGACUGGGAAUAAGGAUUCACUAGUUGGUCCAUCCUCUAAGCCACUAGUUCAGAAUUUUGAAGACGAUGAGGAUGAGUGGCCUGAGGAAGGUUCUGAUUUUGGUGGGUAUAGCGGAACUGCUUAUUGUAUAGGAAAUGAAGAUGACAUAUCUUUCAGUGAUCUUGAGGAUGUUGAUGAUGGCCAUGUACCCAUAAAAAACAAGAUAGUAGUUUCAAAGGGUUUCAAGAAAAGUCCAUAAUUGCAUAAGCUUUUGCUGAUUGGAUAAAAUAUAGAGCUGGAGAGUGUUCCCAUAUGUCACACCUGGACUAAGGACUUAAAAAAGUAAACCUUCUCAGUUGUCCUAUAAUUGGUAAUGGUGUCACUUGAGCUUUUUGUACAUAAUGAAUGGUAAUCAAAGUUUCGAUAGUGCAUAAUC
Molecule: messenger RNA, 1520 nt
Organism: Quercus robur (English oak)
Lineage: Eukaryota; Viridiplantae; Streptophyta; Magnoliopsida; Fagales; Fagaceae
Exons: 3
Coding region: 99-1343 (414 amino acids)
Source: RefSeq, a predicted model, not a curated record